Messenger RNA from Stereum hirsutum FP-91666 SS1, 1767 nucleotides. Its product is annotated as amine oxidase. The coding region runs from base 1 to 1623 and encodes 540 amino acids. The transcript has 10 exons. Lineage: Eukaryota; Fungi; Basidiomycota; Agaricomycetes; Russulales; Stereaceae. The record is from RefSeq and is a predicted model, not a curated record. Gene Ontology annotation, molecular function: oxidoreductase activity.
AUGUAUAUUCCUUUCAUAUCAGAGCCUGUGGUAGCGGCGGACUUCUCCUCUAUAUCCCUUUCCAUCCCUCCAGUCCUGGGUACUGCUUUCUCUCCGGCUACAUGGUUAUGGUUGUCUACUGUCUUCCACUCUGUUCGCUUUGCUUUCCUGUCAAGUUCAACGACAGCAUCAGUCCCCCCUGCUUCUAGUCCGAACGACAACAGAGUUCUCAUUCUCGGUGGCGGAGUGGCUGGACUCCAUGCGGCACAGACACUUCACCAACAGGGUGUUGAUGACUUCAUCAUCAUUGAAGCCCGCACAGAACUAGGAGGCCGCAUGAAGAACUUCACAUUCGGUGCUUCUGGGAGAGAAUAUGUGCUAGAGGCGGGGGCGAACUGGAUCCACGGCACGCAGACUGGAGAUGGACCAACGAAUCCCAUCUACAAGCUGGCUCAGAAACACAAUCUGACAAUGCAGCUGAGUGAUUAUUUCGGGAGUAUGACAACAUAUGAUCACACGGGAGAAAUCGACUAUCUGGACGUCUUUCACGAAGCUGUGGACUCGUAUGUCAAACUGACAGCUGGGGCCGGUGGUCGCGUGCCCGACGGCCUCGUCGAUACGACAUCUCGUAUUGGUUAUUCUCUCAUUGGCGCGAAACCAAAGACACAUCAUGAGAUGGCCGCUGAAUAUUAUUCCUUCGACUGGGAAUACGCAGAAAGCCCAGAGGAAACGUCGUGGAUCGCAUCAUCCUGGGCAAACAACUUCACCUUCAAUCCUGAGCAGGGCGGUUUCUCUGGUGAUAAUCUCAUGUCGACUGAUCAGCGAGGUUUCGGGAGUGUCCUCCUCGCAGAGGCCGCAGAGUUUCUCACUGAGGAGCAGCUCAUGCUGGAUUCUACAGUCGAAGUCAUUCAGUAUUCGGAAGACGGCGUGUCUAUAACGCUCAAUGAUGGAAGCGUGCUAACGGCGGACUACGCCCUUGUGACCUUCAGUUUGGGCGUUCUGCAGAAUGACGAUUUGGUCUUCCAACCGGAGCUACCGGCCUGGAAGACAGAGGCAAUUCAUGGUAUGACAAUGGGAACGUACACGAAGAUUUUCCUCCAGUUCCCAGAGAAGUUUUGGUUUGACACUGAGUUUGCCCUUUAUGCCGACGAAUUCGAGCGAGGACGAUACCCAGUCUGGCAAAGCCUCGACAACGAGAACUUCUUUCCUGGAUCAGGCAUUUUAUUCGUCACAGUCACGGGUCAUUUCGCGAAGCGCAUUGAACGCUAUUCUGACGAGCAGGUCAAAGAGGAAGUUCUUGAAGUUCUGCGCUCGAUGUACCCAAAUGAGACAAUACCCGAGCCGGACGCCUUCUAUCUUCCUCGAUGGAACAGUGAUCCUCUGUACCGCGGAAGCUUCAGCAAUUGGCCAGCCAGUCUGGUGACAGGGCAUCACUUAAACCUUAGGGCCACGGUUGAGGAUCGACUUUGGUUUGCAGGAGAGGCAACCAGCCAGAGAUUCUUCGGAUAUCUUCACGGUGCUUACUAUGAGGGCGGGAAAAUGGCAGGACACAUCGCUCAUUGCAUGCGUGGAGAUGUGUGCAUCGAGCUGCCUCACCUUGAGGAAGUCAAGAACGCUACCCCUUACGAUAUGGAUACGGAUUGAGCUCUACAAGGCGUAUACUUCCUCUACUUUUGAUGCAUGUCUCCGUAAUGUCCCUCUCAAGUAGAUCACGAUCCUUUAUGCAUCUUGCCUACCUAUCUCUUUGUCGAUGUAUUAACAAAAUAACUCUUCGUGCCAAAUGGCUCU